Molecule: messenger RNA, 558 nt
Organism: Lachnellula hyalina
Lineage: Eukaryota; Fungi; Ascomycota; Leotiomycetes; Helotiales; Lachnaceae
Gene: egd1
Product: Nascent polypeptide-associated complex subunit beta
Exons: 4
Coding region: 1-558 (185 amino acids)
Cellular component (GO): nascent polypeptide-associated complex; cytosol
Source: RefSeq, a predicted model, not a curated record
AUGGAUCUCGAGAAGCUUAAGAAGAUGCAGGCGUCAAGGCCAGGUGGUCAACUUGCUCUUUGGGAGCUCCGUGGCUGGGAUGGACUUGGAUUUACCAAUCAGCGGUCGAGUAGGGCUACAGCUAACAUUCUCACUCUAGGUGGAAAGGGCACACCGCGAAGAAAGGUCAAGAAGGUGCACAAGAGCGCAGGAAUGGACGACAAGAAGCUACAGACAUCCCUGAAGAAACUUAAUGUGCAACCCAUCCAAGCCAUCGAAGAAGUCAACAUGUUCAAGCAGGACGGCAACGUCAUCCACUUUGCUGCUCCCAAAGUCCACGCCGCAGUCCCAUCCAACACCUUCGCCAUCUACGGCAACGGCGAAGACAAAGAGCUCACGGAACUCGUCCCAGGCAUCCUCAACCAGCUAGGCCCAGACUCCCUGGCCUCGCUCCGCAAGCUGGCCGAGAGCUACCAGUCCAUGCAGAAGGAGGCAGGCGACAAGAAGGAAGGAGACGAUGAUGACGACGACAUCCCAGAUCUAGUUGCGGGGGAGAACUUCGAGGACAAGGUUGAAUAA